GUACACUUAAAUUGAAUGACACAUAGCAACUGUCAAAGUCUUGGAAGAACCAGCGACUGAAAGCCUUAAUUUCACUUCUCACGGAGCUAUAAAAUUCAAACUAAAAUGAUCCGAACAUUUUUGAUCCAAGCGAAAAAAUCAUUCGAUUUCCCGGUGCGAUUCUGCACAAAUACACCGAUUGUCAGAAAAGCGGAUAUUAAUGAAGUAAGAAUAGUUGGAACAUUGACUAAAGAACCCUACAUUCUCAAAAGUGGAACCCAUUCACUUUCAAUCAGAACAAAUGAGUCAGAUUCAAAUUAUACUAUUCAUAAUGUCCACACGAAGUUUGUAUCAAAUAUUACACCUGGCGAACGAAUUCACGUUGCCGGAAAUUUCGUUUCUUCUCCAAUCCAAACGAGUGAUGGAAAAACUCUGACACAAAGCGUAAUUAAGGCGUUUAAAACGCAUGCAUUGAGCAACAGUGAUUCAUCGGAAUAUUUAUCUGACGACAUAAAUUCCAUUGAAAUUAUCGGUAAUGUUGCUUCUGAUGUAUUGGUCAAAGACGAAUAUUGCACAUUUGUGGCAGCAACUCAUCACCCAACAUCAAAUGAGCAAGGUGAGACGAUCUCUAAACCAAGUUUUCAUCAAGUAUAUGUAUAUGAUGAAGGUGUUCGGAAAUACAUUGAACAAAACGUCACAAGAAGAGAUCGAAUUCUUCUCUUCGGCAGAAUUGGCCGCAGAACACACGAAGAUUCAGAUGGUAAACGAUGGUUAACCGGUUGUAUUAUUCCGGAAAAUGCUUUUAAAAUUAAACGCCCAAUAAAAUCGGAAAAUGAGGAAGUGUUUGAACAAAAUUGAGCAAUAUCCAAAUGGAAAUAUUUUUCUUCAUUUAGUUCACACUAAAAUAAAUAGUUUCAUAAUGUUCGCUAGUAAAAAAAUUAAAUAAAUACAUAGUAUAUUUGAUUACCUUU
Molecule: messenger RNA, 950 nt
Organism: Contarinia nasturtii (swede midge)
Lineage: Eukaryota; Metazoa; Arthropoda; Insecta; Diptera; Cecidomyiidae
Exons: 4
Coding region: 106-837 (243 amino acids)
Molecular function (GO): single-stranded DNA binding
Source: RefSeq, a predicted model, not a curated record